This is a messenger RNA of Diplodia corticola, 405 nucleotides long. RefSeq lists its product as uncharacterized. The record is from RefSeq and is a predicted model, not a curated record. The transcript has 2 exons. The coding region runs from base 1 to 405 and encodes 134 amino acids. NCBI's taxonomy places the organism in Eukaryota, Fungi, Ascomycota, Dothideomycetes, Botryosphaeriales, Botryosphaeriaceae.
AUGACUUCCAGCACCGCAAAGGCAAAGGCCGUGAAGGAUACAGAGCUUGAACGUAUGGUUCAACAGACUGUCCAGAAGCUCGAAGCUUUCGCCGAGGACAAGCAUCGUGGAAAGAAGGUCUUCACGCAGCUGGCCACCAACCCCACGAACAGCAGUGACAAGGCAUACCUGUUUCAGCAUCAGCAAUUCGCCCUUGUGCGCGUGAAGAACGUCCCUGGAGCCAUGCGUGACACGCGCACGGCUUAUGGCGAGAUGCGUGGCGUCUUGACCGCCGAGGGUGGAGAGGGAGAGGUUGUCGCCUUUGAUCUCUUCACCAAGGGUGAGCUUGACGCCCUCGGAGAGCUGCUGCCCUACAUCAAGAAUGAUGUGGCAAUCAUCAACUUGGCCAAGAAGUCGGGCGCCUGA